GGAGGUGCGUGCACGCCCACCGUACCCCUCACGGCUGGGGCGCGGGCUGUGCUUUCCCUGGGGCGUUCGUAGGCGCCUGCAUCGCCGAAGGAGCGUCCAGUGCUUCCCUGUUCCCUGGGGCCGCCUUGUCGCUCCUCCGGCUGGGCAGUGCGGGGCAGCCCGCGGUACCGGCCUUGUCCCCGUGGCCGCGGCUAGUUCCCCGUGAGGGGCUUCGGCGUUGCCGGAGCCGGCGAGCUGGCGUGUGUGGCCGUUGGCUACUGACGGUGUCUUCUCGGGGUUACUUGGAUUGUAUUUAUUUGCGUGUAAAGGGACAUUGACAAUAAAUUUCCUACUAAAACUAGCAACUCCAACACAAAGCCGACUAUAAAAGAAGCUGUAACUGUGCUUGCUUUUGUGGGAGAAGGCUGCUAGUGUCAUCUUGUGAUGGAAAAAAAAUGGACCUGACCAUGACAUUGCUAUGGAAGGAUCUAAUAUUUUGUUCAUAGCCAACUGUAAUAGUGCAGGAGAGUCAGAAAGAAAUGAUUGGAUUUUUCAGAUGAUUAUUGCCAACCAGUCAGAAAAUCGACAAGUGCUGCGUGUCAUUCCAUCUGCCCUGCCUGGAAUGGCCCAAGUGAUUAUUCCUCAAGGUCAACUUCUUGAUGUGGCCAGCAUGCAGGAUGUCUUGGAAGAGAAGUGUGGUGAUGGGAACUUGCAGACUGUGGCAGUGGCUGCUAUAGCAGAUAGUGCAAGCAGUUAUGUUCUACACCCACAGGCAUCUCUCACCGUAUCAAAAAAAGCAUCCACCAGGUUAUUGGAAGAUCCAUUUCCCAUCCCUCUCCAGCCAUUGCCACCAAAUACACCUGCAUGGGCAUGCCGUCUCAGGAACUGUGAGAAAAUUGGGGACUCGUACCGUGGCUAUUGUGUGAGCGAGACAGAAUUAGAGAGCAUUCUAACGCUACACAAGCAGCAAACACAAAGUGUGUGGGGGACACGCCAGUCUCCAAGCCCAGCCAAACCUGCCACACGGUUGAUGUGGAAAUCUCAGUAUGUCCCAUAUGAUGGGAUCCCCUUUGUCAAUGCAGGAAGCAGAGCCAUUGUAAUGGAAUGCCAAUAUGGGCCAAGGAGGAAAGGGUUCCAGCCCAAAAAAGUUGGUGAGCAGGAAAGCACCUUAGGCCAUCUGUACAAAGCUACUUGUCCAGCAAGGAUUUAUAUAAAAAAGGUUCAAAAGUUUCCGGAAUAUAGGGUUCCUACUGACCCUAAAAUUGACAAGAAAAUCAUAAGACUGGAACAGGAGAAAGCAUUCAACAUGCUGAAGAAGAACUUGAUAAAUGCUGGUGGUGUUCUCAGGUGGUAUGUACAGUUACCCACUCCGCAAGCCCACCAAUAUCAUGAAAUGGAAACUGCCUGCCUCCCUUCUUCACCCUCCCAUUUUUCUAUGUCUUCUCCUGAGGAGGAGGAGGAGGUUGCUAGAGAUGAAAACUGUACUCUGCCUUCCCGACUUCAUCCUCAGGUGGCGGACAAGAUCCGAGAACUGGUGUCUCAGGGCGUAGAGCAGGUCUAUGCAGUGAGGAAGCAACUAAGAAAGUAUGUGGAAAGAGAAUUAUUCAAGCCUGAUGAAGUGCCAGAAAGACAUAACCUGUCCUUCUUCCCCACUGUGAAUGACAUCAAGAACCACAUUCAUGAGGUGCAGAAGUCUCUGAGGAAUGGCGAGAUGGUGUAUAAUUCAGAAAGUAUCCCAGCAACACUGCAGUGGACCACAGACAGUGGGAAUGUUCUCACAGAAACAGUGACUGUUACGUUUGCCUCACCACCUUCAGAUGGGAGCUCAGCAGGGGAGUCAGUCAUCCCCAAAACAGAAUCCAACCAGAGUGGGGAGUCCUUGCUACCAGAAACAGCUCAGCUAUUGUCUUCACUCUCUUCACUUCAGCCCAAGAUAUUUGCACAAAUUCAGGGAUUACAGCUGCAGUCAACUUUUACCUCCACUAAUGGAUCAACAGCCCUAAUAGCUGUAAAUAACCAUUCCCCUCCCAGCCCUGCAGGUCUCCUGGAUUCCAUAGGUAGUUCGAUAACAAACCAUUCUCUAGUUCUUAGUCACGGACACAGUUUGCAAGCAGGUGCUGGCCUAACACACCAUAGUGCUGCUGCUUCUGCUUUUGGGACUCCACCUGGCUCUGAGCAGAGUGUGGUCACCAUGGGUCAGUUGGUAGCUGUUGGAGCAGUAGAUGACUUGAGAAGCCUAGAAGGAGGAGUCCAUCAGAUUCUCUUGGGAGAUGUACAGACUAUUCCAGUGCACGUUAUGGACAGUCAUCCAGCAUUUAAAUUGAAUUUGACUACUCUCCUUCAGGGUAAAAGAAUUCCAGAGAGGUUAUCAAAUGCACAGAAUGUCAGAAUCUUAAGUGUUGGAAGGGACCUCGAAAGAUCAUCUAGUCUGACACCUCUGCCAGAGCAGGACCUCCUUGAGUAGGAGAU
Colius striatus (speckled mousebird) is the source of this 2448-nucleotide messenger RNA. RefSeq names its product calcium responsive transcription factor (gene CARF). Bases 458 to 2443 code for a protein of 661 amino acids. NCBI's taxonomy places the organism in Eukaryota, Metazoa, Chordata, Aves, Coliiformes, Coliidae. Gene Ontology annotation, cellular component: nucleus. The record is from RefSeq and is a predicted model, not a curated record. Gene Ontology annotation, biological process: regulation of transcription by RNA polymerase II. Gene Ontology annotation, molecular function: DNA-binding transcription factor activity, RNA polymerase II-specific; RNA polymerase II cis-regulatory region sequence-specific DNA binding. The transcript has 14 exons.